AUGAAUAGAUCAUUCCCAUCAUUCAGGGUGGUUAGAUCAUCAUGGAAAUCCUAUUCCACUGCGGCAAAACCACCGCCAACAACUCCAAUUACCCCCAAACAACCACCAACCGCUAAAACCCCCGGGUUCAAGGGUAAAAAACUCCUUAUUUUAGGGUUGGGUUUGGGAGCGGUGUAUGAGAUAGAUAACAUUUUCUAUUCUUCCACCCUUACUAGGUCCAUCAGAGCUGUUACUGUACUUACUUAUGUCGCCUUACGCUAUAAGUACACUAGCAGUGAAAACCAGAGCAAAUUACAUGAACCCGCCAGUGAAAUGUUGUUCAACAUGUUCACCGCCAACAAGGGGCUUUACAUCAAAUUCGGUCAAGCCAUUGCUAAUCAAGGAUCCGUUUUCCCCGUGGCGUACCAGAAGAAACUCGUACGUUUAUAUGACGAAGCUCCUUGUGAUGAUUGGAACACGGUAGAUGGUCUUUUAAAGAAAGAAUUGGGAAGAGACUAUGAAACGGAAUUGUUCCAAACUCUUGAUCAUAAACCAAUUGCUAGUGCUUCUAUAGCUCAAGUCCACAAAGGGGUGUUGAAAAAUGGUGAUGUGGUGGCGGUAAAAGUCCAACAUCAUUACAUUCAAACCCAAGUGGCGGCUGAUUUAUUUGUAUAUAGAAUGAUGGUCAAAGUGUAUGAGAAAGCGUUUGAUUUACCCAUGGCUUUCUACUCCAAAUACAUUUCUGAUCAAACCAUGACGGAGACCCGGUUCACAAAUGAAUUGGCCAAUACGGAAUAUCUCCGUCAGUGUAUAGAAAAUGAUUCUUCUGUUAGAAAAUUGGGUAUUUACAUCCCCAAAACUUACAACCAAUGGAAUACCGAUAAAGUAUUGAUCAUGGAAUGGGUGGACGGGGUUUCCUUAGUGGAUAAAACUCGUCUUAUAGGUGAAAAUUACGAUUUAACCACCAUAAUGCAUCAAUUUGUAACGAUAUUUGCCAAACAAGUGUUCAAAUAUGGGUUUGUUCAUAGUGAUCCUCAUCCUGGGAACUUACUUGUACGGAAAAUUGGAGGAAAACAACAAUUGGUCAUUCUUGAUCAUGGAUUGUAUGUAAAAUUCACCGAAGAAUUCCGUAAAGAAUACUGUCAAUUAUGGGAAUAUAUGUUCUCAUUCAAUACCAAAGGUUUGAAUGAUUUGGGACAAAAAUGGGGGAUUAAGUAUAUGAAUAUGUUUGGCAGUAUGAGUCAAUUGAAACCUGUAGAUUUAUCUGAAGAAGAAAAACAAUUAUUCCAGAAGAAUAUGAUGGUUGAAUUGUUUUCUGAUUUGACAAAAUUUCCUCUAGACAUUGUGUUUUUAUCACGAGCCAUGAGAAUUGUUCAGAACACCAAUAAGCAAUUGGGAAGUCCUGUGAAUAGAAUUAACUAUUUAACCAAUGAGGCCUUGAAUCUGUUAGUUCAUGAUUCAUCUUUCACCCAUUGGUUUACUUUGAUAACGUUGAAAACAUCAUUAUUGGUGAGUUCAAUGGUUUUCUGGUUUUAUAGGUUAUCUCAGAUUUGGAAGGGGGAUAAAUAUGGCUACAAAAGCAUGGGAUAUGAGGAUAACCUCGAUGAGUUUAUGAAAGAUAGAGCUAAGGAUAUGGGGAUGGAGAUUGUUGAUGAUCCUAUAGAGAUCAAGUAG
Molecule: messenger RNA, 1653 nt
Organism: Yamadazyma jaroonii
Lineage: Eukaryota; Fungi; Ascomycota; Pichiomycetes; Serinales; Debaryomycetaceae
Source: the annotation of a GenBank genome assembly